Thunnus maccoyii (southern bluefin tuna) is the source of this 504-nucleotide messenger RNA. Its product is annotated as complement C1q-like protein 2. The transcript has 3 exons. Gene Ontology annotation, molecular function: protein binding. NCBI's taxonomy places the organism in Eukaryota, Metazoa, Chordata, Actinopteri, Scombriformes, Scombridae. Bases 1 to 504 code for a protein of 167 amino acids. The record is from RefSeq and is a predicted model, not a curated record.
AUGGCGGAAAAAAUAACAUACCUGGAGGAGAAGUUGCAAAACACUGGGAAAGAAGUCCUGGAGCUGCGGAGCCUGAUUGGAGGUGCACCUCAAGUGGCCUUUUCAGCAGCUCUCAGGGAUUCUGGCUCUGGAAACACUGGGCCUAUCUCUGCUAAUACCCCACUGCAGUAUAAGAAGGUCUUCUCCAACACUGGCAGUGGCUACAAUCCUUCAACAGGCAUUUUCACAGCGAUGGUCAAAGGAAUGUACUUCUUUCGAUUCUCAAUGUUCAACAACCUCGAUCGUGUUUCCAACUCUGUUGUGAGCCUCAUGAAGAACGGUGUGAGGCUGACAUCUGUCUGGGACACAUCUGGGACUGACAGCAACGACAUGGGCAGCAAUGCUGUGGUCAUCCCCCUGGAGGUGGGAGACAACGUAUAUGUGGAGCUCCAGGCAAACAGGAUCAUCUAUGAUGAUAGCAUGAAUUACAACACCUUCAGUGGUUUUCUGCUCUUCACCAUGUGA